ACAAGAAGCUUCUCACAUUUUUGAAUAUAAAAAAAUCUCUCUUUGGAUUCUUGUUGGCUCUGUGACACUAGAGCUCCUGUGAAGCUCUUUUACUUAUUUGGGUGUUUCUUGUUUGAGUUUAUACAAUCGUCUUGAGCUUAAAGGCAGUGGCUUUCUGGCAGGGAGGGAGUUGAAUCGGUUCAGGAGUUACAAGCUAUACGCACGGCACUGGAGGUGUAACUUGGUGUCUUCUGGUGAGAAUGAUGCUUACAAGAUGGGCUGCAGGCUUGCUAUUGCUCCUAGUCGGCAUGUUUAUCAAUGGAUUAGGUGCAUUUGUAGGGGUGAACAUUGGUACUGAUGUUUCAGACCUUCCAUCUGCAACUGAAAUAGUUGCCAUCCUUACAGCCCAUCAAAUUACACAUGUUCGCCUUUAUGAUGCUGAUGCUCACAUGCUGAGAGCCCUUUCAGACAGUGGAAUUGAAGUAGUGGUAGGUAUUACAAAUGAGGAGGUCCUAGGGAUCGGAGAGUCUCCAUCAGUAGCAGCAGCCUGGGUUAAUAAAAAUGUUGCAGCUUACUUACCUUCCACCAAUAUUACUGCCAUCGCUGUUGGCAGUGAGGUUCUUUCUCAAAUUCCUCAUGCUUCGCCAGUUUUGGUGUCUGCUAUGAAUUACCUUCACAAAGCCUUAGUUUCUACAAACUUAAACUUCCAGGUCAAAGUUUCAACUCCACAAUCCAUGGAUGUAAUUCCUAAGGCUUUCCCCCCGUCCACCGCUACCUUUGAUCCGUCAUGGAACUCUACAGUCUUCCAAAUCCUUCAGUUCUUGAAAAACACAAAUUCCUAUUACAUGUUGAAUGCAUACCCUUAUUAUGGUUAUAGAAAGGGUGAUGGAAUUUUCCCAAUUGAUUAUGCUCUUUUCCAAUCACUUCCUUCUGUCAAGCAGAUUGUUGAUCCAAACACUUUAUUCCACUAUAACAGCAUGUUUGAUGCUAUGGUUGAUGCUACCUACUAUUCUAUAGAGGCUCUCAACUUCUCUGGGAUUUCUGUUGUUGUGACGGAGAGUGGUUGGCCAUGGCUGGGUGGAUCCAAUGAACCUGAUGCUAGUGUGGAAAAUGCUCAGACAUACACAAAUAACUUGAUUCGGCGAGUUUUAAAUGAUUCGGGUCCGCCAAGCAAGCCAACUUUUCCUAUUAACGCUUACAUUUAUGAAUUGUUCAAUGAAGACAAGAGGCCAGGGCCAAUUUCAGAGAAAAAUUGGGGUGUGCUCUUUGCUAAUGGGUCUACUGUUUAUCCUUUAACUUUGGGUACUUCCACUCCAACUGUUAAUUCUUCGGGGUUGUUCUGUGUGGCGAAAACUGAUUCAGACUCUGAUAAGUUGGAAGAUGGCUUAAACUGGGCUUGUGGGCAAGGCCAAGCUGAUUGCACUCCCAUUCAAAAAGGCCAUGUGUGUUAUCUUCCUGAUACACUUGUUAAUCAUGCUUCAUAUGCAUAUAAUGAUUACUAUCAAAGAAUGCAGAGCAUUGGUGGAACAUGUGACUUUGAUGGCACGGCUAAGACUACUACUGUGGAUCCUAGUUAUGGAUCCUGCAAAUUUUCUGGAAGUUCUAAUUCAAGCACAAUUGGGGGACUUACACCAAUCUCGGCGAUUGCACCUUCAAGCGCUGUUGGAGGCUGGAGUUCAAAUCUGAAAGUCUCCCAACUGCAGUAUCUCAUACCAGCCGCACUUCUUACAUUGUUAUGUUUUGACUUGAGGUUCCAUCCAGAUUACAUCCACGCCGUGUAGUUAAAAGCAGCUCUUUUGAGAUAGAAAAAUGGACUGCAGUCACUGCACAAGCUAUGCAGUCACUGCACAAGCUAGAUGAAAUGGAGUUCACACAUAGUUCAUCUAGUUUGAUUUUGUUUUGAGCCUCAUCACAUUCCCCUUCACCUUUUUUUUUUGUCUUGGAAAAAACCCGGGGAGUUCCAUGGAGUUCGUUGUAGGCAUUCUGAUGAGGUAGCGGCUAGACGUUCAUUUUUUCUUGACGAGGCAGAAUUAACCAGAACUUAACAGAGUAACCUUAUCAAUGAAAAGUGUAAUUCUUGCU
Molecule: messenger RNA, 2061 nt
Organism: Argentina anserina (silverweed cinquefoil)
Lineage: Eukaryota; Viridiplantae; Streptophyta; Magnoliopsida; Rosales; Rosaceae
Product: glucan endo-1,3-beta-glucosidase 4
Exons: 5
Coding region: 240-1760 (506 amino acids)
Biological process (GO): carbohydrate metabolic process
Cellular component (GO): plasma membrane
Molecular function (GO): hydrolase activity, hydrolyzing O-glycosyl compounds
Source: RefSeq, a predicted model, not a curated record